Molecule: messenger RNA, 687 nt
Organism: Dovyalis caffra
Lineage: Eukaryota; Viridiplantae; Streptophyta; Magnoliopsida; Malpighiales; Salicaceae
Source: the annotation of a GenBank genome assembly
AUGAAUGAAGAAAGCAGUAAUGGCUCAAGUAAUUCAAUAUGUACAACAUCAUCAUCUUUGGCCACCACCAUUACCACCAAGCUCAGUAAACAGAACCCAAUUCAACAAAAAUCAAGAAAGGCAAGAGACUGCAGCAAACACCCAGUUUACAGGGGUGUUAGAAGGCGAGCCUGGGGUAAAUGGGUGUCCGAAAUCCGCCAACCUCGUAAGAAAUCACGUAUUUGGCUCGGAACAUUCUCUACGGCAGAAAUGGCAGCGCGUGCUCACGACGUGGCAGCGCUGAGUAUUAAAGGUGACUCUGCCAUUUUGAAUUUUCCAGAGCUUGCUGACUCGUUACCUCGCCCAGUGUCAUUAAUGCCACGUGACAUUCAGACAGCCGCCACGAAAGCUGCUGCUAUGGUCGAGUUUAAUCCAUCAUCACCAUCCUCAUCAUUGUCGUCGUCAUUGGUAUCGGUGUCUGUAGAUGUGGCAGAAUCCGAGGAAGAAUACUUAAGUGAAAUCGUGGAGUUACCGAAUAUAGAAGGGAGCUUUGACUCCCCUGAUCAGUCACAGACUGAGUUCAUGCUGUUUGACUCGGUUGAUGGGUGGGUUUAUCCCCCAUUAGACUUGUGUGGAGAAUUUUCUGAUCAGUUACUUGGCCUGGAGAGCUUGAUUUCGAACAACUUUGGAGGGUCUGUGUUGAAUUAA